This is a messenger RNA of Hyalella azteca, 1864 nucleotides long. RefSeq names its product ATPase family gene 2 protein. The record is from RefSeq and is a predicted model, not a curated record. Gene Ontology annotation, cellular component: cytoplasm. Gene Ontology annotation, molecular function: ATP hydrolysis activity; ATP binding. Lineage: Eukaryota; Metazoa; Arthropoda; Malacostraca; Amphipoda; Hyalellidae.
ACAGGUUUUAAUCAUGGCAUCUAGGGAUUGCAUUCAGAUUCAUUGGGCAACUGAUGUAACCAUUUUUUAUUCAAAUGAGGCGAGGAUUGAUAGCAAUAAUCUUGCAAUAUAUUUGAAACACUUCCUAUGUUUGCAAUGUUUCCCUAUUUUUGUUGGGUUCAAAUAUAAUCUGAACUAUAUGACUAGAAAUAUUUCAUUCAAAGUUAAGGAAGCUCAUACCAGAGAUUGUUCUGGUUCAUUUAACCAUGUAUGCGGCUUCAGAAUUUGUAGCAGCACUGACAUCAAAGCAUUCAGCCACUUGAACUCGAAGGACCCUCCGCUGAUCAUUGGCAUUGAAGAUGAUCUUGCACCCAUUAUUGGCCACAUAUCAGGUGUGAUGAAAUCACAGCAGAAACAUCUUACUAUUGCUGAAAUGAUAGAUUCCUAUUUUGGCCAGUUUUCUAACCAAAACACAUUAUUGUCCAAUACUUUAAAGGAGAACAUUAUGAUGCCACAUCAUGUACAAAUGGAACAUGAUUUGAAAACAUCAAGCUGCAAUAUUGCUGAAAGUUUUACUGAGAAUGAAGCUCCUUGGGAAAGACAUGAAGAUGAUAUGAACAAGAAAAAGCAAAUCUUAAAUAUCAAGAAGCCAGCUUUCCACCAAAGGAAUUUCUUCAUUGUCUUAGCACCAGCAGGCUGUGGCAAGUCACAGCUGCUGAAUUUUUUGCAGCAUCACUACAAUUCAGUGGUCUAUGGAAGAACUACAAGAAGUUUUUCAAAGAUUUUUGACCUUGCUAACUCCAAGAAGCCUUGCCUUGUCCUUCUUGAUGAUUUGGAUCAAAUCCCCAAUAGUCAACAUCUCGUGCCUUAUGUGACAUCAAUGCCUAGUGACGUGGUUGUGGUGUGCACGGCGCAGGAGGAGCUCAAGAUACACGAGGACCUCAGACGCCUCUGUCUUGCUCCGGUCCACAUCAGGAAACCUGCAGACUCUGCAAGGCUCGGCAUCCUGGAGGCAAUGAUGGGCAGGGCUGGAUUGAAGUGUUCACCUGACACCCUUGCUCUACUUGUCCAGUCAACAAGUAAUUACUCAAUUCAAGAUUUGAACGACCUGGUGCUGGAUUUACAUUCAGAAAAUAAAGCUUCCUUAAUAAUUGGCCAAGAAGAAGUGAAGAAGGCCCAAAAUAGACUUAGAAAAUCAAUGCAGAUGAGCUUUGCACUGGGAAGUUCCUCGAUUGCAACUCAGUCCAAUACAUCGUCGGCGUCCUCGGUGAAAGUUUGUGGUUAUUCCCAGGAAAUGCAGAAACUGGAAGAUUGUGUGAGAUUGACUCUAAAGCACUCGUCUCUAUAUGACAAGUUAGGCAUGUCUCCUCCGUGCCGGAUUCUGAUUUUUGGGCCUUCUGGGUGUGGAAAGUCGUUGUUGAUAGAAGCUUUGGCUGAGAAAUUCUCUUUACUUGUGAAGACUGCAACCAGAGCUGAUAUUUUCAGUAAAUAUUUCGGGGAGAGCGAAAAUAAACUGGAUGCUAUCUUUAAUGAGGCCGCUGCAUCUGCCCCCUGCAUCCUGCACCUGCCGAGCUUCGAUGGCAUCGCGAGCGUGAGGGCGCGUGAGCAUCACGAGGUCGAGGGGCGCGUCGUGAACUUGCUUAAGGCGCGCCUGGACGGAACAGUCAAGCUUAAAAACGUCUUCGUGAUUGCCGAGACUUCCAGGCCGGAACUUCUGGACUCGGCCAUCAUUCGACGAGGCCGCUUCAUGGCCUACCAAUACAUAGGCCUGCCUGACGAGGAGACGCGUGCUGCGCUCAUCACCGACGCUCUGAAGAAGUCGUCGCUUGCCCAGGCUCAGGUCGAUGCCUUCACUGCAAGAACCCAAGGAUUCACUGUGGCCGAG